Molecule: messenger RNA, 1359 nt
Organism: Aspergillus sclerotioniger CBS 115572
Lineage: Eukaryota; Fungi; Ascomycota; Eurotiomycetes; Eurotiales; Aspergillaceae
Product: kinase domain-containing protein
Exons: 2
Coding region: 1-1359 (452 amino acids)
Biological process (GO): spliceosomal complex assembly; regulation of mRNA processing; protein phosphorylation
Molecular function (GO): ATP binding; protein kinase activity
Source: RefSeq, a predicted model, not a curated record
AUGAAGCCCAGCAAAGUCAGAUACGAAUGUAUUGACCCCGACGAAGUCGAGUGCCUGAACUGCUAUGUUCCCGGCGGCUACCACCCGGUCCAAAUCGGCGACGAAUUCCACAACAGACGGUAUGUGAUUGUCCAUAAACUCGGAUUCGGCCGGUCUGCCACAACCUGGCUGGCAGAAGACAGGCAGGACAGUCGUCGACUCGUCGCUCUCAAGAUCUCCACCGCGGAAUCAGCAGAGCGCACUGUGCAUGAGUCGCAAGUCUUGACACGGCUGGCACAGGCCAAAUCACAGCCUGGGGAUACUAUGGUACAGACCUUGUUCGAUUCUUUCUCCUUCUCAGGCCCGAAUGGCCGUCAUCAGUGUUUGGUCAUGGAUGCUGCGAGGGUCAAUAUCGAUGAAGCUAAAGAGGCAGCAUACCACCGACUGAUCCAUCUUCCGGCUGCGAGAGCUAUUAUCGCACAGCUUGUACUUGGUGUUCAUUUCAUUCAUUCUCAGGGAAUUGUCCAUGGUGAUCUCCAUCUUGGAAAUGUUCUCCUUCGCCUCUUGCCCAGCCUGCAGCGAAUGACCACCAAGCAUCUAUAUGACAAGAUCGGUGAACCUACAAAGGCGCCUGUGGCUCGCUGUGAUGGUGCACCUCUUGACUACGGGGUUCCCUCAGAACUCAUUAUCCCCCUUUGGCUCGGACUUGGAAGCGAUGAAAUCACUUUGAUCGAUUCUCCCAUAUUAAUAACCGAUUUCGGAGAAGCAUUUGAUCCCUCUGUCACCAAGACCUUCAGCUGUCAUACACCACACCUGCUUGCACCUCCGGAGGCCUUUUUCGCAGGGCCUGAGACGGACAGCCAUAUUUCCUUUCCAGCGGAUAUAUGGACCCUUGCAUGUAGUAUCUGGGAUGUUUUGGGAUCUGCUCCUCCUUUUGAAGUGUUUGUACCUGAUCUUGAUAGUGUCACAAGGGAACAUGUCGAGACGUUUGGUAAACUUCCCGACCGGUGGUGGAGGAAGUGGGCUAACCGCGAUAACUGGUUUGAUGAAGAUGGGAGCAAAAACGUCAAAGAAGAGCUAAGGCAGCUUUAUAGUAACAGCGCUAGGAAUUGGGAUCAACGAUUUCUGGCAUCCAUAAGAGGUACACGACAGCGGGCGAGCAGGGCCGAGGAGACGGACUUUGGAUUUUUGGAACAAGAUGAGGAGCGAGCAUUUGGUGAUAUGAUCCAGUCGAUGUUGGUUCUUGAGCCAGCACAGAGGGCUACGAUUGCGGAUGUAGUGAGAUGUGAGUGGAUGCAGCGAUGGUGGUUGCAUGAGCUGCAGAGGAUGGAGGACAAAGUGAAGAAGGAAAAAGCCUUAUUUCUACCUGGGAAUCCAUGA